UCAUUUUGAGUGGGAGGUAGCGUACGGCCGUGAGCGGAGCGGGCGGGAUAUCGGCCAUCGGCAUCAGCAACAACAACAACAACAUCGGUAACGGCACAAAGCGGACGGGACAACAGUAGAUAAGAUAAGCGUGUGGUACCAACAAUCGCGGGUAAUCCAUCACCGGUGAAGUGGGAGCAUUCCAACGCACCGGCCAUGAAGCCAACCGGCGAGGUGUUGACCGCGCUGCGGCAGCUGAUGGCGAACUUGCCGAAUAACCUGGGCGCGAUCGGUGCUUACAUCAUCCCGUCGACGGACGCGCACCAGAGCGAGUAUCUGGCGGCGAGGGACGAGCGGCGUGCCUUCGUAUCCGGCUUCGACGGAAGCGCCGGUACGGCGGUCGUGACCGAGAGCGAGGCAUUGCUGUGGACGGACGGGCGCUACUACCAGCAGGCGGCCAAGCAGCUGGACAGCAACUGGACGCUGAUGAAGGAGGGCCUGCCGAGCACGCCCUCGAUUGAUGCGUGGUUGGCCAAGAUCCUGCAGCCGGGAUCGCGCGUUGGCGUCGAUGCCAACCUCAUCACCACUGCCGCCUGGAACCCGCUCCAAACCUCCCUGAAAACGGCCGGCUGCAGCCUACUGGCCGUCGAGCCGAACUUGAUUGAUCUGUUGUGGCAAGAGCAACCGGCCAUACCUCACAAUCCGUUGCUGGCGCUCAGCACUAGCUUCGCCGGGUGCACGGUGGCGGAGAAACUGAUCAGCGUGCGCUCGAAGUUGGCGGAGAAGCGAGCCUCGGUGCUGGUGGUGAGUGCGCUCGAUGAGAUCGCCUGGUUGCUGAACUUGCGCGGCACCGACAUCGAUUACAAUCCCGUCUUCUUUGCGUACGUGAUCGUCACGCCGGAGCAACUGCAUUUGUUCAUCGACCCGGUCCAGAUCGUACCGCCCGUGCUGGAGCACUUCGGUGCGAACGGUGUCGAGGUGCAGGUACACGCAUACGACGAGGUGCACACUUUGUUGAAACAGCUUGCCGAGGCGAGCUCGCAGCUCGUGUGGAUCAGCUCUGGCUCGAGCUACGCCCUUACUGCGCUGAUACCGGAGGAAAAGCGCUUUCACGACAUCACGCCCAUCCAGCUGAUGAAAGCGGUCAAGAACGAGACGGAGGCGCAGGGCAUGCGCGACUGCCACCGGCGGGACGGGGUCGCCCUGUGUCAGUACUUUGCCUGGCUCGAACGGACGCUCGCGGCCGGCGGUACGGUCGAUGAGAUUAGCGGUGCAACCCAGCUCGAGCAUUUCCGAUCCGUGCAGCAACACUACCAGGGCCUCAGCUUCACCACGAUCAGCGCAUCCGGACCGAAUGGUUCGAUCAUCCAUUACCAUCCGCUACCCGAAACUAACCGGCCGAUCACCGAUCGCGAGCUGUACCUGUGCGAUUCCGGUGCCCAGUACCUCGACGGCACGACGGAUGUAACGCGCACGAUGCACUUUGGUACACCGACGGCCGAGGAGAUUCGGGCGUUCACUUAUGUGCUCAAGGGUCAGAUCGCGCUCGGGACUGCUAUCUUUCCGCGAAAGGUCAAGGGCCAGUUCCUCGACACGAUCGCGCGCAAAGCCUUGUGGGAUAUCGGGCUCGACUAUGGGCAUGGUACCGGGCACGGCAUAGGUCACUUUCUCAACGUACAUGAGGGACCGAUGGGCAUCGGUAUCCGGCUGAUGCCGAACGAUCCCGGGCUCGAAGAAAACAUGUUCCUGUCGAACGAACCGGGUUACUAUAAAGAUGGUCAGUUCGGCAUUCGGAUCGAGGACAUCGUUCAGGUGAUAACGGCGAACGUUGGAACCAACUUCGAUGGGCGCGGGGCACUAGCCUUCAGUACCAUCACCAUGUGCCCGAUCCAGACUCGCCUGAUCGACGUCACCCUGCUGACACCGGCUGAACGCCAGCACAUCAACAGCUACCACGAGCGGGUCCGCGAUCAGCUGCUACCGUUGUUGCGUGAGGCGAACGAUGCGGAGACGAUCGCGUGGUUGCAGCGCGAAACAGAGCCGAUCUAAAGGGCAUAAAAACCUACCGUUACGGGCACCUCUUAUCGGGGGGUAGGAGAUUGUUGGGGGGUUUUGUCCGGUCGUCAACACAUCGGCGCUUCUAUGUUUCUUUCCUUCUUUAAUUUUGAGUACCAUACUCGAUGCGCUUGCCGGUCUGUGUUUACUGCUGAUGGUUUGAUGAGCGAAACGCAACCGGGCCGAACGGGCCGCUACCAGCGCAAAUAAAUGGCCUUAAUACUCUA
This is a messenger RNA of Anopheles darlingi, 2261 nucleotides long. It is a transcript of the gene ApepP, whose product is annotated as xaa-Pro aminopeptidase ApepP. Lineage: Eukaryota; Metazoa; Arthropoda; Insecta; Diptera; Culicidae. Gene Ontology annotation, molecular function: metalloaminopeptidase activity. The transcript has 4 exons. Bases 196 to 2028 code for a protein of 610 amino acids. The record is from RefSeq and is a predicted model, not a curated record.